Molecule: messenger RNA, 2447 nt
Organism: Anarrhichthys ocellatus (wolf-eel)
Lineage: Eukaryota; Metazoa; Chordata; Actinopteri; Perciformes; Anarhichadidae
Gene: rab3gap1
Product: RAB3 GTPase activating protein subunit 1
Exons: 19
Coding region: 12-2447 (811 amino acids)
Biological process (GO): positive regulation of GTPase activity
Molecular function (GO): GTPase activator activity
Source: RefSeq, a predicted model, not a curated record
GGAAGGAGAAGAUGCAGAAGAAAAAUAAUAACAACAACAUCGACAUGGCUGCCGACAGCGAUCCCGAGUCCGAGGUGUUCGAGAUCACCGACUUCACCACCGCGUCCGAGUGGGAACGGUUCGUGUCCAGAGUGGAGGAAGUGCUAAAUGACUGGAAGCUGAUUGGGAACUGUGCAGGAAACUCGACCCCAGAGAAGGGUGAAUUCACCAGCGGCACCUGGGGGGAGAAGUCUCAGGAUAUUCAGUUUGCUGACUUUAAGUUCUACAUAAGUCAUUACUUCCUGAAACAAGAAUGUGAGCAGGACAAUGGGAAGGACCAGCUCGAGGAAGAUGCCUUCCCCUUGGCAAUGCAGGACCUUCUGUGUAUGAACAAUGACUUCCCUCCUCGAGCCCACUGCCUGGUCAGAUGGUAUGGUAUACGAGAGUUUGUGGUCAUCUCCCCUGGAACCAACUGCGAGGCGAUCAUCAGCGAGUCCAAAUGCAAUCUGCUUCUCAGCUCCAUCGCCAUCUCUCUGGCCAACAGUGGCAGCCAGGUGCCCAUGUUUGUGCAGAUCCAGCAGAAGUGGAGGCGGGUGUAUGCUGGAGAGUGCCAGGGUCCAGGUGUGCGCACUGACUUUGAGAUGGUCCACCUCCGUAAGGUGCCAAGCCAGUACAACCACCUGUCUGGCCUGCUUGACAUCUUCAAGUCUAAGAUCGGUUGUACCCUGACCCCUCUGCCACCAAUCAACAUCGCCAUCCGUUUCACCUACAUUCUCCAGGACUGGCAGCAGUAUUCGUGGCCACAGCAGCCUCCAGACUUUGACACACUCCUUGGAGGUGAGGUGGGAGGGGUGGAGUUUGGGAAGCUUCCAUUUGGAGCCUGCGAAGAGCCAAUCAGUGAGCUUCAUCUUGCAACCACUUGGCCUCACCUGACGGAAGGCAUAGUUGUGGAUAAUGAUGUGUACAGUGACCUUGACCCACUCCAAGCUCCUCACUGGUCCGUCCGAGUCAGGUCAGCUGAAAACCCUCAGUGUCUAAUGGGCGACUUGCUGACAGAGUUCUUUAAGCUCUGCUGUAGGAAGGAGUCUUCAGAAGAGAUUCUGGGAAGAGGAUUGGCUGAAGACGAGGGCAAAGAAAAUAGUGACAUCAGCUCUGCUUUAUCGAAGCUGACGGAGCCGACAGCAACAGUGCCAAUCUCCAAACUGUCUGUCUCCAAUAUGGUGCACAGCGCCCGCAAGCACAUCCGACGCCACAGACGCAUUGAUGAGUCACCACUCAACACUGAUAUACUCAACUCUAUCCUUCUGUAUCUUUUCCCAGAUGCUGCUGUGGAGAAGUCAUCAGAGAAUAGCAAGAAUAAAACUGCUCAGUCAAACUCCUGUGGGAAAGAUGAGCAAAAUAAACACUCUGACUACAACCUUUUCCUCCAGCUGAAGUCCGCCCCCAGCGACAGUCUGACCUACCGGCUGGCUCUGUGUGCGUGUCUGGUCAACUAUAACCAUGGCGGGGUGCGUGCUGUUGCCCACCUCUGGCAGGAGUUUGUCCUAGAGCUGCGCUACCGCUGGGAAAACAACCACUUCAUCUACGGACUGGCUGGUGGACCUCCUGAUCUUCGCUGUUGUCUUUUGCACCAGAAGCUCCAGAUGCUGAACUGCUGCAUCGAGAGGAAGAGGGCGAGAGAUGAAACUCGCAAGGUGCUGGAGGGGAGCAGAGAGAGAGAGCGCAGGGUGUCCCCUCCGGAGUCCGCAGCGGCAACAACGACUGCAUCCGGCUCGACGAGGGAGGUGUCUCCGGGGAAAUCCUGGGACUCGUGGAGCGACAGCGAGGAGGAGUUCUUUGAGUGCAUGAGUGACCAGGGGGAGAUAGAGGCAGAGAAGGAUGGCAGUAAAAGUAAAGCAGAGGGAAGGCUUCAUCCCUACAACAACGUGACUCUACUGAACUCCACGGAGCCUCUCUACAUUCCUGUCACACAGGAACCUGCUCCCAUGACAGAGGAUCUGUUAGAGGAGCAGUCAGAAGUUCUGGCCAAACUGGGCACGUCAGCUGAAGGAACCCACCUCCGUGCCCGGAUGCAGAGUGCCUGUCUGCUCUCUGACAUGGAGUCCUUUAAGGUGAACCAGGAAGAAAUGCACACAUUCACUGCUUAUUUACUGUCAGCCUGUGUGUCCUGCCCAGCCAGUCAAUUCAAGUUUAAACUACAACACAAGCUUUCCAUUAAUCAUAAGGAUAUAUAUGCGGCCCUCCUGGCACCACUGGACGAAGACUUGGUCCGUGACAGGAAGCCGACUAGCGGAAGCAAUAAAGUGCCAGACUUCCCUUCUCCGGCGGGCCGGGAGAUCCUGCUGCGUACAUGUGUCCCUCGGCCGGCACCGUACUCCAAAGCUCUGCCUCAGCGCCUUUUCUGUGUGCUGAUGAGGGAGGAGUUCAGGCUGGCAGGGGCCUUCUCAUCAGACACUUCCUUCUUCUAA